GAUGGCGUGUUAAAAAUGGAAAAAAAAUCGAUGUCAGAAUCGGUUUUUUUUGGCACCCUUACCAUGGUCCACACUGUGUCGUGGCCCUAAUGUUUAUCCAUCCUCCUGUGAUUCAAAAACGAAAGUCAAAGUUGUAGAAGUGAAUAUUUUUGAAUAAAUGGACACUAAAGCCGACAAAUUACAUAAAAGAGCAAUACGUGAUCAACAAAAACGCAUAAAACCUGGUGAAUGCCAGAAAUAUGUGCGUCUGGUCUUAGAUAGCGAGAUUCUGUAUUCAAACAUUCCAGGACUAGGUCUCCAAUUGCAAUUAGAAAUAGAACAGCUUCAACUAAAAUACGUAGUCCGCGACUUGCCGGCCAAAAUGUGCAUCAUUUGGGAACGCCAAUCAGGACAACGAGAAUUACUAUCCACCGAUGAUAUAGAGCAACAUUUGACCUCGCAAUGGGGCAUGGAGAACCAAGUAUUGCAGUUCCAUACAGCGCAAGAGCUGGGAAAGAGCAAACCAGUCAAGGAAAUUGUCCAGAAUCUCCGCACGCAUUUUCCAGACGCAAAACCUACAAUAGCAGUGUUGGCACGAGACGACAAAAGUUGUGAUUCGAAUAGUCAAACGGCUGCACUCAUUGAUUUGCAGGUAUUGCACCAAGUAGCUACUUUACAAGUGCCACCUAUGGCAAAGGAAGUAGCAGCAACGUUGCGACGUUUCACCAAGGCCAUCGCAGAAGCGCCAUACAAGCAACAAAAAUCCGAGUCAUUGGGGACUUUCAAAAAAUUCCUAGCAAACGACAAAAAACAAUGUGUGCGCGUAGUAGGAACCAGCGGCUUUGGGCGUUUGUGGCAACAGCAUUUGAACCGCCUACCAUUGGUCACCUUGGAAGUAGCAGAGACUAUAAUAGCCCAAUACCCAUGCCCAAAACGACUUUUGGACGCAUACGAACGAAAUGCAGCGGAAGAGAAGAAUACGAUGGCUGAUUUGAAAAUCAACCGCGCUGGUCCACAUCCUCUACAAGGGGAUAGGCGAAUUGGAAAUGUGCUGAGUGGGAAAUUAUAUCUUUUGUAUAAUAGUAGAGAUCCAAAUGCUGUUAUUUAGUACAUUUUCAAUAUUCAGUUGCAUCUUACUCUUAACAAAAACUGCGAAAUAAUUAAAAAUGAAUUUAUGGUAUUUUUAAUAUUUUAUAAUUGGUUUAUUCCUUUGCGUUUCUUAAGGUUAGGCAUACGUUAACAUCAGGCUUUUCAUCUAUGUAUGCAUGUAUGUAUGUAAUUAGUCAUUCGGUCAUUUAUUUUUAUAUGUUUAAUGUAAUACCUAGGACUAAUUAUCUAUAAGUUUAAUUAUUAAAUACCGUAAAUUAGAAUAUUAUUUGAUUAUACACAAUUGCUAAUAGUAUUUAUUAAUUAUAAUUAAAAAUCACAUAUUCGCAUAUUCCGUAAUUUUGUUAUACAAUAUUUACUAUAUUAAUUUUUGCUAUCAUUUGUUUUAGUAUAUAUUUGCUUAAGUAAUUUGACAAAUUGUACAUUGAAAACGAUGUGGCCACGACCGACUGCCAACCAAUUUAGAAAAAAUCGUAUUAAUUUUCUUAAUUCUGUCGUCCCUAAGCGAUUUAUCGCAUUGAGUAAAAAUAUAAUAUGCAAUACAAAUGUUUUUUAUUUAAAUUUUUUGAUUACUUGAGAAUAUAGAAAAUAAACUAACUGUUUUAUGAAGUCUACGUACACAUACUUAUGAAGAUAUUAAUUGAGUAUUAAAAUCUUAGCU
This is a messenger RNA of Rhagoletis pomonella (apple maggot), 1747 nucleotides long. Its product is annotated as crossover junction endonuclease EME1-like. The transcript has a single exon. Gene Ontology annotation, cellular component: Holliday junction resolvase complex; nucleus. Gene Ontology annotation, biological process: mitotic intra-S DNA damage checkpoint signaling; replication fork processing; resolution of meiotic recombination intermediates. NCBI's taxonomy places the organism in Eukaryota, Metazoa, Arthropoda, Insecta, Diptera, Tephritidae. The record is from RefSeq and is a predicted model, not a curated record. Bases 158 to 1087 code for a protein of 309 amino acids.